AGUGUGGACGUGCAAGCCCGGGCGUUUAAAGCGCCUCCGCUGGCGGUUUGUUUUGAAUGUCAAAGGCUGUCGAGCUAGCGAUACACGUCCGAAUAUUGUUGGUAGCCUAGCUUGGGCUAGCAGGCUAACCAGCUAAGGCUAACCAAACGGAGCCCGGGCGAUGUGACAAAUUUCGGGCGUUACAGCUGGAGGCUGGUACUUUUAUUCGUCACGCGAGCACCUUGUGCAGUUUUUGGGGUUGUUAUCGUAAGCAGAACGUGACGGGAUAAGUGUUAUUACGCAGGCGUAGAUGCUGAGGGUGGACUAGUUAGCAUAUAGCUCCCAGCGUCUCCCAUUCAUAUCCUGCCCAGUGGCGCCGCUAAAUGGCUAAUAUCCGCUGUCUUUGUAGAGAAGGCAAGUGGGUGCUAUGUUUGGAUUCUGGGGGUACCGUGCGGAUGGUGGAUUAUUGUGUGUGAUUAUGCCAGGGUCGUCCCGGGGCAAGACGACGAGAGACCGCAAGCAAAAGUUGUCAUGGAUGAUGAAGACGGCAGGUGCCUUCUCGAUGUGAUUUGUGACCCUGAGGCUCUCAAUGACUUUCUUCAUGGAUCUGAGACCCAUUUGGACACUGACGACCUUUUGGAUGGUUCGGGUGAUCCCACCACCUCGUUCUUCUCUUCCACUGGGGGCCAUGUUCCAGAGGUCCAGCCUACGGUUCAGCUCUCGGCUAAUGAAGCGGCAGGCCUGCCCAGAGUCAGCGUUGACCUGGACUUCCUGGAGGAUGACGACAUCCUGGGCGGAUCCCCAGACGGAACAAGCGGGAGCAAUGGCAUUGGGACGAAUCACGAGCCCUGCGACAUCUUGCAGCAGAGCUUGGCCGAGGCUAACAUCACGGAGCAAAGUUUACAAGAAGCCAAUGCAGAGCUGGACCUGGAAUCAUUUGGGAUUCCAGGUCUUCCUCAAGUGGUUCAGACGCUGCCUGAUGCCAGCCUCUCGGGAGCAGGGGGCGCGGCCGUUGGUGUAGGCAUCAGCGUCGGGGGGGCAGCGGCGGCGGCGAUCUUUCCUGGGUCGGCCCAAAGUGCCACCGCGACUCCCCCGAACGCCACCGCUGAGAUGCUGGGGUCUGUGCUGGCUCAACAAGGUCUUCAGCUGCAACCACAGGUGAUGAAUAAGGCCAUCAGUGUUCAGCCCUUCAUGCAGCCCGUGGGCCUUGGGAAUGUGACGCUUCAACCAAUUUCAAGUCUUCAAACUCUCCCAAACGGCAGCCAGUCUGGACAUUUGGGGAUCGGACAGAUUCAGGUUGUGGGUCAACCCACAGUCAUGACUAUCAAUCAGUCUGGGCAGCCCAUUCUGGCGAAAGCCAUGGGUGGAUACCAGCUGCAUCAGUCUGGGCCGGAGGUUUCGGGGACGACAACUCAGACGGGGCUCGGGGCGUCAGGACCUGGACUUCUCAUACAAAGCAACAAAACCACUUUGGGAUCUCCAGCGUUAAAUGGACCAGCUGCGGUUGUUAGCAGUGCAAACAGCACCAGUAGCGGCACCAUGACCGCACCUGCUGGACUUUUAGGCUUUGGAAGUACGCCCCUGAGUUCAGGAAUGGCACCCCAAUCUCAAACUCAAGGCCAAAUCAUGCACAAUGUGAUUAUCCAGCGGACACCAACACCCAUUCAGCCGAAACCUCCACAGAGUGGAGCCCUGCAAACUAAACUUUUCAAGCCACAGCAGCAGCAACAGCCGCCGCAACAACAACAACAGCAACAGCAGCAGCAGUCGACACCCCAAAACCUGCAGAACGACACCACCAAGGCCCUCGGGUUGCAACAAAUUCCCGUUUCUGCACCUCAGAAUGUAACUUUUCUGGCUGGAAAACCAGGCUCAAACGUUGUACUCAGCACUCAAACCACAACGCAAGGCUCGCAGUUCCAGCAAACGUUGUUCAAGCAACAGGCGGCACAAGCGGCAGGCAAGCCGCUCAGCGUACACUUAUUAAACCAAUCAGGCAGCAUCGUUAUUCCCUCACAGACAGUUCUGCAAGGGCAGAACCACCAGUUCCUCCUGCCACAGUUGCAAGCGGGCGGGCAGAUCCUGACCCAGCACCCCGGGGGCCACAUCAUAACCAGUCAGGGACCUGGGGGGCAGCUCAUUGCUAACCAGAUUUUAACAAACCAGAACAUCAACUUGGGCCAAGUGUUGACUUCCCAGGGACAUCCCGGGGCAGCCCACAUUCUAUCGGCACCCAUUCAGCUUCAGCCUGGCCAGAUGGGCACGCCCACCCUGUUUCAGAUGCCGGUCUCGUUGGCCCAGACGCAGAGCCAGGUGCAGACCCACACCGUCUCAGGACAUGGCCCGACGGUCAUCCAGGGCAUGCCCAUCCAGAACUCCUUGACUAUGCUAGGUCAGGUGGAGGGCUUGAGCCCCACGGUCAGCCUUCAGACAGCUUUGCAAGCCCAACCAGGUGGAGCCCCUAGCAGCAGCAGCAUCAGCAGUAGUAGUAAUAGUAUUAGUAGUAGUACCAGUAGUAGUAAUAGUAGUGGUAGUAGUGGUAAUAGUAGCAGCAGCAGCACCGGAGCAGCCACGAUAACACAAGUGCAGCCCGGAGAGUGCGUCACUGUGCUGGGGAACUCCACCAAUCAGGUUGCCCAGCAGGCCUCUAUCCUCUCCAUGCAGCAAACUCCUUCCGCAAUCACCACCGUAUCGUCCUCCGCUCCAUCCGUGUCCUCGUCUUCGCCGGUGACCGCGGUUGGGCUGGUCUCCCACCAGGCUCAGCACAGCCCAGGAAGGCUCCUGUUCACCAACCAGGGCUCCAGCAUGAUCCUCAGCCAGGAGUCUCUGCAAAUGUUCCUGCAGCAGCCGGAGAACAGAGAGGGUGAAUCGACCCCCUCUGCGGGGGUCCCUGCAUCUGUAAUCGUCAGCAGCGCCUGCGUCACAGCUCCGGCCCACACUGUCCAUGACAGCCAAUUAAGUGAUUCAUUGGUGGGUCAGAGCCCCCCAGUGGUAAAGCAGGUACCCUCCAGUGGACACCAGCAGCCCUUGAAGAUCCAGGGGUUGUCUCCCUCACCGGCUUUGACCAGUCACGCUGCAGCGCCCCCCGUGGCCAACAGCCCCCAGCCCUCGCAGUCGCCGCUGACUCUGAGCCAACACAUCCAGUCGCCGCACCAUCAGCAAUCACGUCCUCCCUCGCAGCCCCAGCCGGCGUCACAAACGCCCUCCCGCUCCUGCACGCCCUCGUCCCACCCACCGCCCCUCUUCAUUGUCCACAACCAAGUAACAGAGUCUCCCUCGCAGCCCCAAGUGGCCCAGCCGCAACCGACCCAAAUCCAAGUGCAGCUCCUGCCCCAGCCGCGGCCUGCCUCCCAGCCGGCGCCCUACCAACAUCAGGAGCAGCCCCCCAUGUCGCAGUCGCCCAAGCCCCCGCUUGCCCACCCUUUCACUGUCCCUCCCGCCGGUGCACCGGCCCCCGCUGUGUUAAAAACCCAAGUUCCCGUCCACAGCCUGACAGCGGAUCAGCAGCAGCACCUUGCGCUGUUGGGAUCGCAAAUCCAGACGCUGUCGGCCAUCAGCCAGCCCUCGCUGAAGCAGAAGCAGUUGCUGGAGAAGCUCCACCAGAUCCAGCAAAGCAUCCUGCUGCAGGUCAAGCAGCCCACCCAGGCUCAGGCCCAGGCUCAGGCCCAAGCUCAGGCUCAGGCUCAGGCUCAGGCUCAAGCUCAUGCUCAUGCUCAGGCUCAGGCUCAGGCUCAAGCUCAAGCCCAGGCCCAGGCUCAAGCUCAGGCCCAGGCUCAAGCUCAGGCUCAAGCUCAGGCUCAGGCUCUACCACCUCCCAACAGCCAGUUUACCGUGCAGCAAGACGUGCCUGUCGAGAAAGCGGUGAUCACCUCAUCGGUCUGUGCUGCCGCACCCGCCCAGCUUUCCUCGGCAUUGCAGCCCACCUCUGUGCUCAUUACAAGUCCUGCUACAGCCUCAAGUGACUUACACGUAGUCUCAGGAGUCCAGGGACCUGCUGGAGCCAAGGUGAAUCAGACGAUCGCCCCUGUGAGUCUUACUCAGCCUGCACAGAUUCACCCAAAGUCUGGAGUGAUCAGCUCAGGCGGAGGGAUGACUCUUAGUAAAAGUGGCAUGCAGAUCCACGUGUUAGGCACCAAUGUCACCCAAAUCCCUGCUCCACAGCCGCCAGCCCCUCUACAACCUCAAACAGCAGCGAAGAUGCCUUUCAGUGCGGAACCGAGCAAAGAAGCCAGGUUGCUGGAGCAAUUGAGGAAACAUCAAAGCUCGGUGGUUCACCCAAACUACAGCGCACCUUUCUACUCGUUUGAGGACACGCUGCACCGACUGCUGCCUUACCAUCUCUACCAGGGAACUGCCAACUCCUCUCAAGAUUAUCAGAAAGUGGACGAUGAGUUUGAGAGCGUCUCCUCUCAGCUCCUGAAGAGAACGCAAGCCAUGCUUGAUAAAUAUCGAUACCUGCUUUUUUCUGAGUCUAAGCAGAGACUUGGCCCCUCGGCAGAGAUGGUGAUGAUUGACCGCAUGUUCAUUCAGGAGGAAAAACUUGCGCUAAGCCAGGACAGGAUUUUGGCCAAGGAAAGACCAGAGGAGUUUGUGGCCAACGCUCGCCUGUUGGAGAGUUUAGCUUCGUCCCAACAGAAGUCCCCUCCGGCCGAGCCUGCCUCGAACACAGCCGGUGUAGCUGUGGCCCCAGCUGCCUCCGCCGUGGCCCCUCCGCCAUCAGAGCCCUCACCUCUCACUCCGGCCAUACCUUCGCACGUCCCACCGAAACCCCCGACUGCUCCCAGCCCAUCUCCAGCGCCACCACCCGCUCCUGCGGCCACCCCUCCUUGCGGCUCUUUCCCCCCAACAAAACUAGUCAUAAAGCAGGGUGGCGGUGGGGCCUCAGUGUCGUGGUCCAGUAGCUGCCCGCCUCCUCCUGGUGGUUCCGAACCGACCGGCCAGACCCCCUCCUCAUCACGCACGCCAGCAUCAUCAUUGUUCUUCUCAUCCUCUUCCUCCUCCAACUCUAAAAUGGAUGACGAUGACGAUGAUGCGCUCCCGCAGAGGACCAGCAAGCCGCCCAUCAAAACCUACGAGGCUCGGAGGAGGAUCGGCUUGAAGCUGAAGAUCAAGCAGGACCAAACGGGCUUCGGUAAGGUGGUCCACAACACAGCCUUAGACCCUGUGCACACCUCUCAGCCCAACACCUCCAAAUCGCAACCCUCGUCCACUCCUACGUCCACCGGCGUCAUCCGAACCCAGUCGCCCGUGUCGGUCACCAUAACGACCACUCAAUCCAACCCCUGUCAGAGUUCGUCCUCAACGCAAAUAAACGGCACCCUGGAGCACCACAACACUGCCUCCGCAACCCCCGCCCCCUCGCAGACUACCUGCCGCCUCCCCCUCAGAAAGACUUACCGGGAGAAUGUCAGUCCCCGGGUGCGGCCGGGCGUCCUGGGGGGCGGCGGGGACGACGACUCGGCGCCAUACCCCACCCCCGCGCACGAAAGGACGGUCAUAGCCAGCGUGAAAGUGGAGAAACGAGGCCGAGACCCCAGCUCUGGCUUGGACGACGUUUUCAACCACGCCGUCAAGGGGGUCAAGGGGAGCGGGGAGGAUCGCUCGGAGCAGGACGCCGACUUCCCUAAAUUCAAGCGGACGAGCGGGAAAAUGAAACAGAGGCAAGCAGGGACUUUUAGGAUGGACCAGCACGCGCCGGGGCCCCCUUCACCAGAGUUCCCUUCGUUUCCCGCCAAACGCUGCAAAUCAGAUUCGCCUGACAUGGACAACGCGAGCUUCUCCAGCGGAAGCCCCCCCGACGACUCCCUCAACGAGCAUUUGCAAUGCGCCAUUGACAGCAUCCUCAACCUACAGCAGGAGCCCACUCUACGGGGGCACCACCACCACAAGGGGGCCCAUGACCGGACAAAUUCACGCUCGAUCCCCCCGCACAGACCCUCGGGUCCCCCGUCAUCUUCCUCCGCCUCGUCCACCCUGGCCCAGCACCCUCAGGUCGGUGGCCGCGGCCACAACGGCAACCUGGUGCCGCAGACUCAGAGCAGAUAACGCCCCCCCGCCCCCCGCAUGGACUGACCGGGGGAGGGGGGCGCCCAUGAGAAUAGAGAGGGAGUCCUGACAACUGCCAAGUUUGUCCACGGAAUUCUCUCGUCAUGUUUUUGUUGUCUUGUCCUAUCCGGGCUUCUCCUUAUGUUGUCACGUGAUCAUGGCCCCCACCUUCCUUCUUGCCCCCCACCCCACCACCACCACAAUGGUGUUUCCAGGAUAGUGUUUCCCAAUAUUCACUGAGCCAAGGCACAUAUUUUAUGAGAAAAACUCUCAUGGCACAAGAACAAACUGGAAAUGUCACACAGAGUGUAGUUUAUAUCUAUCUCUAUAUAUCUAUACAUAGAUAUAGAUAUAGAUACAUAUAGAGAGAGAGAAAGAGAAGGGGAGGUAGCUAGCUAGCCCGUACUUACAAGCAAAAUUCACACCACGAUUGAUCCAUGAAAAUUCCCACAGGUCUCCAUUCGUCUGCCUUUCUAUGACUCUUCCAUUGUCUAAACAACAAUAACAAUGAUUGAAUUAAAACUGGUAUUCAAGCGGUCCUCUUCAUCAUGCAGUUCCGUUUGACACCUUGCAAUUGAGUAACAGUUACCUUGAGCUUGGAGUGUCAGCAGCAAUUUGCAACCGAGCGACUGAAAGAGUCCCAAAAAGGCAUACAAGUGGACACCAUUGGAAAAUUUUAUAAAAGGUAUUUCAUCCAUGAAAACGUUCAUUCUGCUCCUUGUUGGCGCAAGUUGUGCUGAAACAUUGAACAGUUAGUCAUAUGCAUUCAACAUUUACAUAAA
Molecule: messenger RNA, 6806 nt
Organism: Hippocampus comes (tiger tail seahorse)
Lineage: Eukaryota; Metazoa; Chordata; Actinopteri; Syngnathiformes; Syngnathidae
Gene: bicra
Product: BRD4 interacting chromatin remodeling complex associated protein
Exons: 15
Coding region: 511-6024 (1837 amino acids)
Biological process (GO): positive regulation of DNA-templated transcription
Cellular component (GO): SWI/SNF complex
Source: RefSeq, a predicted model, not a curated record